AUGCAGGGGCUCCAUGCCGCGAAGGAGAAGGCCUCGGGGCUCUUUGCCAACAAGCCCCUUCUGUUCAAAAAUACUCAAUAUGAGAACUUUCAAGUUGAUCAGAAGGGUUACGACCAGAUGUACGAUGGUGAAGAUUUGGAAACACCACCAUCUCCUGACCGACCUCCACCACGACCCAUAGAUAAGUACGUGCGGGCGGAAUGUCCGUGCCUGAGCGCCCGUUACACCGUGGCGCUACUCGCCUGCUUCGGCUUCAGCAUCAUGUUCGGCAUGCGAUGCAACAUGAGCAUGGCGAAGCUCAAGAUGACUGAAAAGCAAGCCCAAAACUCGUCAGACAAAGCUCCUUUCGAAUGGACUGUUAGCGUGGAGUCCUCAAUAGACUCGUCGUACUUCGCCGGGUACCUCAUCACUCAAGUGCCGGGCGGUUUCCUCGCCUCCAUGUACCCCGCCAACAAGAUCUUCGGGGCGGCCAUUGUGAUGUCAGCUAUUUUCAACAUGGCCAUACCUGGCGCGAUGUCUGUGGGACCUGCAGCUGUUGUCAUCUUGAAAAUAGCUCAAGGAUUUGUCGAGGGUGUGACGUAUCCCUCAUGCCAUGGUAUCUGGCGCAUGUGGGCACCCCCAUUGGAGCGUUCCCGACUGGCAACCCUUGCGUUCUGUGGCACAUACGCCGGCAUUGUUAUCGGCAUGCCACUGUCCGGGUUGCUCACAGACUACAUCAGCUGGCAGGCGCCAUUCUACUUUUAUGGCGUGUCGGGUGUUAUUUGGUAUGUAUUAUGGCUGUGGCUGGUAUUUGAGAGGCCCAGCAAGCAUCCCACUAUCGCUUCCAAAGAGCUGACGUACAUCGAGCAGUCACUCGGCACUGCCACUCAGGCUGCCAUGCCCGGCUUCUGGUCAACACCCUGGAAGGCUUUCGCUACUUCCCCACCGGUGUACGCUAUUAUCGUAGCGAACUUCUGCAGAACGUGGAACUUCUGUUUACUAGUCAUAUUCCAGUCGUCCUAUUUCAACACGAGGUUCAACAUGCAGAUCACAGAGUCUGGGUUUGUUGGCGCCAUCCCGCAUUUAAUAAUGACGUCACUGGUGCCUAUUGGCGGCAUGAUGGCAGAUUACUUGCGUAAGAACAACAUCAUGUCCACAACUACUGUGAGGAAACUAUUCAACUGCGGAGGAUUUGGACUGGAGGCAUUCUUUUUCGUACUCGUCGCCUAUGCUAAUAACAAGUAUGUGGCGACAAUAGAACUGACCCUAGGCGUGGCAUGCAGUGGUUUUGCCAUAUCAGGCUACAACGUAAACCAUCUCGACAUCGCUCCAAGAUACGCCUCUAUUCUGAUGGGGCUCUCCAACGGCAUCGGCACCAUCGCUGGUUUUGUCGUACCCAUAGUAAUCGACUACAUGACGCAAGAAAAGAAUCAACUGGAAAAAGCCAUAACGGAGUGGCGUGCAGUAUUCCUGAUGGGUGCGACCGUUCACUUUGUUGGCAUUACCAUAUACGCAAUCUUCGCAUCAGGAGAGUUGCAACCAUGGGCGGAGACUGCUGUGGACGAGCCACAGGCCAUGAAGUCCUUAGAUCAUGAAACAACAUUCACGGAGAAACCAUCAGCGCCUUUGAAGGGUUCUGAUCAAGCUGGGUAUGGAGCAAUAGCGCCUCCACGACCCCCGGCGCCUGGAGCGCAUGUGCCCAACAACCCCUUCGUGUCGGGUGCGCUAUACCAAGCUGAACCCAUCCAGCCACCAGCGCACGACUACUACGAUGGACCUACCGCACAAGAACAGCACUAUGUUGAGUAG
Molecule: messenger RNA, 1788 nt
Organism: Spodoptera littoralis (African cotton leafworm)
Lineage: Eukaryota; Metazoa; Arthropoda; Insecta; Lepidoptera; Noctuidae
Source: the annotation of a GenBank genome assembly